UUUUAUUGUUUUUGCAUCGCAUCGAAAAAUCGGUAUUCUAUCCCAGUUUUAUAAGAUUUCCUCCCAAAUGACCAACACCCAGACCGUGCUGGAGGUAGAGCGACUGGAAUGUGAUGAGAAGGAAGAUGCCCUCUCGGAAUACACCCCCGCUCGGCUGCAAGCCGUGCUCAAAUACUUCCGAAUCAAUCCAGACUUCCUCAAGCAGCCCGCAAAUUUCCCACGCACUCUCAAUCUCAUAGCAAACGAUCUUACCGAAGGAUCAUUCCAGAAAACGAGCACUGAAAUCCUGAAUGCCAUCGAGCACUGGAAAAACCGAAUAGGACAGUUGGAUGCAGCGUCGUUGGCCCACUCUCCGGAUCGGGAACUGAAACGGCUGCUCACAGCAAUCGAAUCCCGUCUGACGCAUGGUCAAAUAACGCUGAUCCUGCAGCACUUGGAGGUCGUUGGUAGCGAUGCCGACGGUUUGUGGGCAACGAUUGCCGUCGAGAUGCGAGCGCUGAAGCAUCCUCCCCGACCGGAGAUUUACUGGCGUCGGGGGUUUGACGAGUGGUGUCAAGAGGCGAGGGAACGGUAUCAGGAAAAUCCGGACGAGCUGACGGCACUGCAGCAGCGGUAUAUAGAAUUUGCGAAGGAUAAAGGCGAACUGGAUGAUGCGAUGGAAGGUUUGGGGGUGGAAGUGGAUGCCCUGGAGUUGGUGCUGAAUCACUGUCGGACGUGUUUGGGGGUGCUGAAGGCAGCCGAUCCGAAAGCGUACUUAUUCGAACCAGUCGGGACGGGUACGACGUUGGCGGAUAAGAUCAAUGUUUGCUUCGGAACGGGGAUCGAUCUGGAGGAGCGGUUGCCCAAGUACGUUUGCUGGAAGUGUGUGGAGAAGGUGGAGGGAGCGUAUGGACUGAAGAUGCAAAUCGAUCGAACCGAUGAGGAGCUGAAGAGCUUGAUUGGAGAGUAUGAGAAGAGGGAUGCUCGAGGGAUUAAGACAGAGCAUGAGUGUAGCAUUGAAGUGGAGAAGGUACAGGAAGUGGAGACGACGGUGGAAGGCAUCGAAGAGGAGGUUGUCCAUUCUGAGGAAUGUGAGGAAGAGGAGAAUGUAAAGUAUGGUUGGUAUCCGGUGGAUGAUCAGCAACAGAUGGUCGUUGAACAGGUAGCUGUCAGCGAGGAGCAGGAGAUUGAAGGCUUCGAUGUGUUGGUGGAAACUGACGAGCAUUACUUGGAGACGGAUCCGGAGGAAGCACUCGUUGAGGUUAAGCAGGAAGGGCAAUCCGAUCGUAUCGAAAAUAAUUCAGCUAGACCUUCAUCGAAACGGAAACCACAUCGGAAUCAGAUAGUAAACGAUCUCAAUAAUGACUUCUACCAGUGUCCGCAGUGUCGAGUUGUCCUGCGGACGUACGAACUUUGGAAGGCGCAUAACGCUCGCCACGAAUCAGAAAAACGUUACACGUGUGAAACUUGCUCGAAGCAAUUUCGAUCGUCCUCUACCUUGAAGGUUCAUCAGCGAACUCAUACCAACGAACGACCGUACGUCUGUAAGGUGUGUGGCAAGGCAUUCCGAACAUACAGCCACAUGAAGGCUCACAGUUUCGUGCACAACCGGGACAAUCGUCCGGUAAAGUGCGAUCACUGUCCUUACCGGACUAGCACCAAAUCGUCGCUAUCCAUUCACAUGAAAAGCCACGUGGCCUCUAGGCCGUAUGUUUGCACGUACUGCCAGGUCGGCUUCCGAACCUCAAGCAAUAUGCACAAGCACGUUAGGAACAUGCACGAAAAGCAGCGGCCUUUCAAGUGCGAACAAUGCGACAAGACGUUCAACACUAAGGAAACGGUGCAGAAGCACAUGGUGACGCACACGCGAACGAAGCCGUACUCCUGUCCAAAGUGUAGCUUCGCGUACGGUUGGUACAAUGGGUUGCAGAAGCAUAUGAAGGCGAUGCACCCGGGCGUGCCGAUUCCGACAGAGAAAUCAAUGAUAGUAGCGAUGACGAUUAAGGAAGGUGAAUAAAUGGAGAGCUAU
This is a messenger RNA of Ochlerotatus camptorhynchus, 2008 nucleotides long. RefSeq names its product zinc finger protein 394-like. Gene Ontology annotation, biological process: regulation of transcription by RNA polymerase II. The record is from RefSeq and is a predicted model, not a curated record. Gene Ontology annotation, molecular function: RNA polymerase II cis-regulatory region sequence-specific DNA binding; DNA-binding transcription factor activity, RNA polymerase II-specific; zinc ion binding. NCBI's taxonomy places the organism in Eukaryota, Metazoa, Arthropoda, Insecta, Diptera, Culicidae. The coding region runs from base 68 to 1996 and encodes 642 amino acids. The transcript has 5 exons. Gene Ontology annotation, cellular component: nucleus.